UUAGCCUUUCAAUGGCUUAGAGUAGUUUAUAAGUUGACUGAGAUGAGAUUAAAUGUUUUAUAUUAAGGUGAAACAAUCAACUGGCAAUAAUGUAUAAGCAACAAUUUAAUGGUAAACAAUUAGUAUUAACAUUGAAAUUGUUCAAUUUUGUGCCAAUUGUAACUUAAAUAGUCAUCAUAUACAAAAGAAAAGCUAAAAGCUGUUCUAAAAGGCUUACAAUAAGGUAAACAAACUGCAACAGAAAUUGAAAAAGUGUUUUCUUUUUCUUCAUAAGUGAAAUCAACAAUCAGGUAACAACAAUUAGCUGAUUAUCAAGAAACAAAAUGCCAUUCUUUUACCUUCACUCAUCAAGGGAACAACUUUGUCUACAGAAAAGGAUUCCGGCUCACAUCUGUUUCUCACUUAACCACAUUCAUCAUUCUGAUCCUGAAUCACUGAGAGUGGAAAGAUCUGAAGCCAUUAUAUACUCUUUGGUAAUUGUUGUUUUUUAUGCGGCUAUUAUCUUAAUCGUUGUUGGAACCAACAUGCAUCGAUGUCGUAAACGUCGCCAGCGAUUAAACCGACAACAUAUUAUCAACCAGAAAACAAAAUCACCUUCAAUUAUUGUUUCAAUAAACAGUGGACCAGAAAAUGUAAAUAAUAAUGCAACUCCAUUGGUAACUUUGAGUAGCCUCAAUCAAAUUGAUUCAACGAUGGGAAAAGGUUCACCAGUUUGACAUAAGCCAUUCACAUAUGAAAUACAUCAUCACCAUGCAGCAUCUCCAUUCUGAUCAUCUUAAUACACAAACCAGUGGAUUGAAAACAUGUGCAUAAAUGAAGAUUAAACGGUGAAAAAGGAUGGAUUGAAGUAAGAGCAUGAACAAAGUAACCUGAAAAAUAUUACAUGAUUUAAACGUGAUAUAAACAGACAUAUGAAUAUUACAAUCUGAUUUAGAGUUUACAUUAAUUGUUAUGCUCUUUACAAACUGAAUUGUAUUUUGUAACUAAUGAUCAUUUAUACAUAAUACAAAAAAAUACAAGCCUUGAUUUCAUUUGA
Tetranychus urticae (two-spotted spider mite) is the source of this 1036-nucleotide messenger RNA. RefSeq lists its product as uncharacterized. NCBI's taxonomy places the organism in Eukaryota, Metazoa, Arthropoda, Arachnida, Trombidiformes, Tetranychidae. The record is from RefSeq and is a predicted model, not a curated record.